Messenger RNA from Triticum aestivum (bread wheat), 1275 nucleotides. RefSeq lists its product as uncharacterized. The record is from RefSeq and is a predicted model, not a curated record. The transcript has 6 exons. NCBI's taxonomy places the organism in Eukaryota, Viridiplantae, Streptophyta, Magnoliopsida, Poales, Poaceae. Bases 1 to 1275 code for a protein of 424 amino acids. Gene Ontology annotation, molecular function: protein binding.
AUGGUGCGCGAGUGGGUCAACGCACCACCGGUCUGGAUGAGGGCGACAGAGGCGCAGGAGCGCGCCUACCUCGAGCAAUGGCGCCAGCGCCGGCUGCCCGAGGAGCGCCGCGAGGGCGAGUACCUCGAGCAGCUGGAGCGCGACGCCGAGGAGGAGCGCCACGAGGCCGAGGAGGAGGAGCGCCGUGCCCGUGGCGGGGCACCCCAGCCGGCAGUGGAUGACGUUGCCGCAGCCUGGGAGAUGGCGUUCCCUUGGGCUCGCCCGACGCUGAUGCUGAUCGACCUCAUCGGCCCCGACGACGACGAGGAGGAUAAUUUGCUGCUGUCGCCAGGCCAUUCAAAGAAGGAGCAGACCCAGAAAGCCGUCGAGGCACCACCUUCUCCUGUGGAGCAGACAACCUUCAAGUGGACAAUCGAUGGUUUCUCCUCACUCCUUGACUUGGAUAAAGGAUGGACAGCCUCCAGGGUGUUUGAGAUCAGUGGGCUCAGAUGGUACUUGAAACUGAACCCAAGGGACACCAAGAGUGGCGACCAAAAUGAAUAUGUUUCUCUUCGGCUUGAGCUGUCGCCAGCAUCCGUGAGAUCUGACACGGUCGUGGAGGCAACUUACAAGUUCUUUAUAUAUGACCAGUUAAACGGAAAGCACCAUGAACAACCUCAAGUGUGCCACAAUUUUCAGACUACAAGCACAAGGUCUGGGACAUCAUGCAUGAUCCCCCUCGCCACACUGAAGGAAAAGUCCUCUGGAUUCCUUGUCGAAAACAGCUGUGCUUUCGGUGUCGAGUUUAUCAAAGUUACUGCUGCUAAAACUAAUGAUGCGACAGAGAAGCUGUUUGUUCAGAAGAAGAUAAACAAAGUCUCGAGUAUUCCAGAAGUCUACACCUGGGACAUCGAGGACUUCUUUGCGCUCAAAAGCCCGAGCCACUCUCCAGAUUUUGACCUCCAUGGACACAAAUGGUUCAUCACCAUCGAUCCAUCUGGAUUCGAUAAGAAUGGAAACUUUAUCUCCUUGUCCUUGACCAUGAAGGUGACGGACACACUCCAUGAGAACUCCGCGAACCUGGUAGAAUUGGACAUACGCAUCAAAAACCAGGGAAGUGGCAAGUUUUGGAAAACGAUAGGCCGGUGCGAGUUCUCAAAGAAUGCUAAUAGAUGGGGAUGGGGCAAUUUCAUAUCACCGGAAGAUUUCAAGGACUCUUCAAAUGGUUAUCUCGUGGAAACGAAAUGCUGCAUUGAAGCUAAGGUUGCCGUUAUUGGUGCCUCCAAAAUGGAGUAG